This is a messenger RNA of Oncorhynchus nerka (sockeye salmon), 4709 nucleotides long. RefSeq names its product ectodysplasin A2 receptor (gene eda2r). The record is from RefSeq and is a predicted model, not a curated record. The transcript has 8 exons. Lineage: Eukaryota; Metazoa; Chordata; Actinopteri; Salmoniformes; Salmonidae. Bases 1140 to 2711 code for a protein of 523 amino acids. Gene Ontology annotation, biological process: positive regulation of JNK cascade; positive regulation of canonical NF-kappaB signal transduction. Gene Ontology annotation, molecular function: signaling receptor activity; protein binding. Gene Ontology annotation, cellular component: plasma membrane.
UGUAGCCUAAGUGAUGAAUGUAUCAGAUACGCACCGCUGGUAAUGAAUGAUCUUUCCAGUUGCCAAUGAGCUGUUCGAUUUGAGUGCUUUUGCUUUGUGGCAUUUCAUAAAACUGUUAAGUAAUCUCACCAAUCAAUGUUAGUAUAGCAGGGUUGUAAUUUAAAGUAGAGGAUACAGUAUGCUAAAACCUCUGCAUGUAUUCUUUCUCAAUAGUGUUCUCUCGCUUUUCACCCCUCAACACAACACAUAGAGAUGACGAUGGAGCCUAGCUGAUUUCAGCUUUAGACAUUCUUUGUCUGUAAUUCUAUAUACUCUUGUUUGUGUUUUGCAUUUUUACUGUACUUCAGUGCCAUCCAGUUAUGGGAUAUUGAAAAUUGUUCAACAUGCACACAAGCAAAACUUUUAAUUCAAUGUGUUCAAUACUCCUCCCUAUCUGAGAUAUCUACUGCAACCCACAUCCUCCACCCGUUCUGCCAGUCACAUUCUGUUAAAGGUCCACAAAGCUCACACAUCCCUGGGUCGCUCGUCUUUUCAGUUCGCUGCAGCUAGCGACUGGAACGAGCAGCAACAAACAUUCAAACUGGACAGUUUUAUCUCAAUCUCUUCAUUCAAAGACUCAAUCAUGGACAGACAGUUGUGGCUGCUUUGCGUGAUGUAUUGCCUGUACCUUGUUGCCCUUUGUGCUGUUUGUGCCCAAUAAUGUUUGUACCCUGUUUUGUGGUGCUACCAUGUUGAGCUGCAGCCAUGUUGUAUUGCUACCAUGCUGUGUUGUCAUGUGUUGCUGCCAUGCUAUGUUGUUGUUUUAGGUCUCUCUUUAUGUAGUGUUGUGUUGUCUCGCGUGUCGUGAUGUGUGUUUUGUUUAUUUGUAUUUUUAAUCCCAGCCCUGCAGGAGGCCUUUUGCCUUUUUGUUGGCCGUCAUUGUAAAUAAUAAUUUGUUCUUAACUGACUUGCCUAGUUAAAUAAAUGUUCAAUAAAUAAAAUAAAAAAUACAAUAUUCAGUGCAGUGGUUAAGAUACAGCAAUCUCUAUGCAUUUUGUUUCCAUUUUACUCAGUGUUAAUUAUAAAGAUAAAAAAGGAGCUAACUACUGAGCUAUAAACUAUCAUACAUAUGACCUUUUCCUAGGAGUUACAUUGCUGUCAUGGAUUGUUCUGAAACCCAGUACUACUUGAAUGGGAACUGCCACCCUUGUCUGCAAUGUGGACCAGGACAAGAGCUGUCAGAGGACUGUGGUUAUGGAAGUGGACGGUCGGCUUAUUGCAUCCCCUGUAAUGUCAAGACUUAUAAAGAGGGUUGGGGUUACCACUUCUGCAGAUUCUGCCAGUCAUGUAAACGCAUAAACAGGCACCAGAAGUCACUGUGCACCUCUAAAAGCAAUGCUGUCUGUGGGGAGUGUUUACCAGGCUUUUACAGUAAGACACGGAUAAAUGGCUUGCAGGAUUUGGAGUGCAUGCCAUGUGGUCCCUCCUCCACCACUGAGCAGCAGUGCAGCCGAAGCAGAGAAGUUGAUGUGGAAAAAGUCUGGAGCCCAGAAGGUCCAGCCCAUAAUGCUGCUGUUACCGCCACAAUUUCUGUAGCCCUGGUUACCAUGGCAAUCCUAGCUGCUGCCUUGUUUAUAUACUUCAGACAUACCUUACUAAAGAAAAUAUUUAAAGGAUGCCUGGCUCCUCAAAGCACAAGUCAGAAUGACAUGGAGUGUGCAGCAUACCCAGUGAACAGGGUCACAGUGAACCUGGAGCAGGAAGGCCAAGGCUCAGGUGCAUGUGCUAACUCUACCACCACUGCAGAAACAUUGGCCAGACUGCAGUCCAAAGUGGACAUGAUUGUCCCUCUGGGGUCCAUUGUACUAAGCCCUGACCUUAAAACUCAAGACCACAGAUACGUCCUGGAGACCCAGCCGCUGGUGCAGAACUCCACCUGCAGUAACUGCUCAUCUGGGUUUGUCUCUCAGAUAUCCUCUGAGCCGCCCUCAGUAAGUGGGGACGUCCCACUCACAAUGGAGAUCCCUGUGGGUCCAAUAGACAGUGGGGAGUAUGUGGCAGGGUCCUUGUUCCUGCAGAGCAGUGAGGGAUACUGUGCCUCUGAGCUGCAGGAGAGCCCUCUCCAUCAGCAUGUCCCAGUGGAGUGCACUGAGCUAGACUUCCACACCACUGCAGCCUCAACACUGGACCCUGACAGUACUACAGACCCAGACUGUAGCUCUGUGAGCCUGGGGAUUACUGAGAUAUCUGAGAUUAGGGACGGCUCCUCCGGAGACAGGUUAGGAGGAAGACAACUGAGGAGGAGUCCAUCUGACUGCCCAGAGGAGCAAACUGACAGAUGUUGGAACAGCCAUCAACAACCCUGCAACAGCAGUCUGGGAGGCAGUAAUGCGAUGGAAACAGUGAGCCUGCUGAAGAAGUGUAUCCGAAUCAUGCAAGGGGUCCGUCUAGGCAGGCUGCCGCAGGCCUUGGUGGAUUCUCUGGCACUGAAGCUGGACCCAACGUUCCCAGGAGUACAGAACUACCAGCAGGUGGCGCUGAAGAUGGGCAUAUCUCACGAGUUGCUGAAAGACCUGCGCGGGUUUGAACAGGUCUUUCGGUACCUUUCCUCCUGCACUCUGCUGACAGUACCUACUCUGCUCCACACCUUCUAUCUCCUGCAAAGGCUUGACACCCUGCUCCUGCUGUGUGAAUAUGCCCUGCAGCGCUAUGUCACAGGAUGCACAUACUAACUGUUGAUGCUAACAACACUUCUGCCAACACAACCUAGAAGGCUGACAUCAACAGGUUAUAAUAUGAUCAGUAUGCGUACUACUGAACUAGAACCUACCUUGAACAACAUAACUGCUCAAACUCAGAUGUGGAUGUGUAAACAUUUAGGGGUUCACAGCAAAGCUGUAAAACCUAUUGUUAUUAGAUUAUUUGUUUUCCUUGACUUCUUCUCAUGAAAUUUGGUAUGUAGGCGCAUGGUACAUUUCAUAACUUAGUUUGAGAAAAGCUAAGCGAUUGGUUAAGAGAUGGCUGAGUUAUUGUUAAAUCAGGAAAUCCCAUUUACGUGUCCAUUUAAAUCCUUUGUAAAUCCACCCCACAAUGGCCUAUCCACUUGAAUCUUUUUAGAAUAAUCAAAUACAUUACCACAAUGAACCAUGCUACACUUGGAAUUGAUAUCUUAAAAAUAUGAACACUGUUAACAAUGACCUUUUUUGACUAUGUAACGCUAAACUUAAAAUAAUUUUAAAAAAUCUUCUCAUGGACUAAAAGUCAGAUUCACUCCAAAUGUUGUCUUUGGACAGUAGUCCACAAAGCAUUGAGAAAAUAAUGUUGGUUUAAAGAUGGCCGCACUAUACCAGUAGAUUCAUAUUUGAAAUCUAAAUCUCAUGAGCCAUAGGACCAAAUGACACCAACUUUGGAAUGUAGACCCAUGGUGCAUGUCUUAACUUAGUUUCAGCUAACGAAUUGGUCGAAAGAUGGCUGAGUUAUUGACAAAUCAAAAAUCUGAUUUUACGUGUCCAUUUAAACCACUGUAAAUCCACUACAUAGUGGUCUAUCAACGCUAUCAUGGAUGUCCUUGUGGUAUUGAGAGAUAAACAUGGUAAUGCUUUCACUGAUUCCACAUGGAGGAAGAUAGUUCCUACAUGAUAGGGUGCUUGAUUUUUUUAUCCUAUUAAUCUUGAGUCCUUUCUGUCAUUGAGCCUGGUCAGCUAUAUUUGUAUUUUUUAUUCGGAAUAGAUCAAAUGUUAAUUUUUACCUGGUUUCACAUGUAACGUAUGUGAAUGCUAAUGUGACAUAAUUUACUCUAUGUUUCAGAUAUUUUGUCAUGCAUCAAAAGCUAUCCAUGAAAAUGAUGCAUUCAUAUUUGAAAAGUUUGUCAGAAGAUACAUUAUUUUAAAUGCAUACUGUACAAACUAUGUUAAUGUCUGUACUGAAUGAAUGAAGAAAAAGUAUUUCAUUUUGUAUUAGUAUUACUUUUUAUACAUGUUUUGGACUUUUGUAAACAAAACUAAAAUUACAUUCCUAUUCAUGGAAAUGAUGUUGUGAUGUAAUUUGUUAUAAACCUUACUUAAUGAAGAAGUAUAUAGUCAUAGACAAAUUUGAACAGAAAACAUGGCCAGUUGCUGUAUUUCUGCAACACAUAAUUGAAAAGCAGACUUAAAAUUAAGAUUUGCAGAACUAAUUCCACACUACUGACAUUUCUACUAAGCUACCCUUUAGCAAGGAUUUUACAUUGUGUAACAACACAAAUUCUUUUGUUAUGAAAUUAAACUUGAGUUUUUCUCAGCAUUGUUCAUUUACUUUUCCAAACAAGUACAGCAUAGAAUCACAAGAAAUAUCCAUGAAGACAUCACAAUCCACAGUCAAAAAUAAGAAAAAGUGCAAUAAUUAUACAUCUGUAGGAGACUGGAUAUUAUUACUUUUAUAUUGUAUGGUCAAAUUAAGCAAUUUUACUGUUUUACAGUCAUAAACAAGCUGAUGGAGCCCUCUGAUGUUCUCUAUGUGUAUUACAGUAGAUAUCAUGAUUUCAGUGACAUCAAUGAGACAACCAAUUUGUAUUAGCUACCAAAAUCAUAAUGUAUUGUUUACAACCAUACCAAUAUCAAUUGCUUAUGCCGUUUUUUUUGUGUGGUAAAACUGUAAACUGUUACAAAGCUGACUUCCCAGAAAGACCAUCUAAUUUGAGAUUGACAAACAUGCCAUAUGUAAAAUAAAAUGUGUCUUAUUUUGUGAUAUGA